CAUUUUCCUACCUGAAUCCUGAGCUUGAAAAGUUCUCUUCAGGUCCAAGGGCUUUGGUUUUACUUCUCUGCUCUACGCUCUGCUACUGCAGGAUGGAAGAUCCUGCUCCUUUUCCUGAGCAGAAAGCAGAGGCACUGGCACCGUGUGCAUCAGCCUGGCUCUGCUCGCCCUUCCCCCUUGCCAACCUGCUAUUUCUGUACUUGAUUGGAAGAAGCUAAAACUGCUGGAUUUUUGCCGGCAGUCAAGGCAUUCCUCAAGUUCCUAAUCCAGGCUCCAGAUGGUUAAGUUGCCCAUCCUGACAUAUAGGAACAAAUAAUUAUGGUAAAAGCUGUGAAACCCCACACCAGCCUCUCACGGUGAGACAGAGAAUCCUCCUGCAGGGAGCCCCGAAGAGCCGGCACGUCUGGUCACCUGUCCGCGGGCAGCAGGGCAGGGCUGGAGCCGGCCGGGCCCAGCCGCAGGGGCUGCCCGGUGCCGGCCGCGGCCGAGCCUCCGCGGGUCGCCCGCGGACAGGGGCCACCGGUGCUGCUCCCCCCGCCGCCGCAUCCUCGGACGUGCCGCAGCUCCGGGCUCUGCCUGCGAGAGCCCCCGGGACUCCCCCCGCGCCGGGAAGGGCGGACCCCCGUCCCCGGGCGAUGGCUCGGGGGAGGCGCCGGUGGUGCCCGGGCCGGGGGCACCGCCCGGCCGGAGGGGCGGGAGGCGGGGAGGGGUCAGUGCCCCGGCCGGAGCCCGGCCGCCGGGAUGCCGCCCGCCGGCGCUGCCCGCGCUAAUUGGGUGUUCCGUGGAUGGAGGAUUUCCUCCCCUCCCGGCUGCGGGAGUCAUGAAGGCAUGCUCGGCUGCGCUUGAAAGUUUGCCAACCAGCAGCUAGGUUUAAUUUCUUUAAGGAUCUGGGGAGAAGGGGGGCGGGGGCUGGAGGGGGACCGUUUCCAAGCAUGGGAGACAGGCUGCCGGAGCCUCACGCCAGCUCUUCCCCUGCUGUGGCUGCCAGCUCGGAGGCGGAAGAAAUCGAGGUGCUGGACUCCGAAGAUGUCCUACCUAUGGCCGCAGAGGAUCACUGGAAAGUCCUAUUUGAUCAGAAAGGUAGCUGUUGUGGCAGGCAGGCACUAAAGCAAGAGGAAAGCAGCUGGGACGGAGCAGAAGUCAGGAAGCAGGCUGAAAUGUUUGAUCCUGACAACACUGGCUACAUCAGCACUGAGAAGUUCCGCUCCCUUCUGCAGAGGCACGGCUCGGAGCUGGACCCCCACAAGCUGGAGGUCCUGCUAGCCCUGGCAGACAGCAACUCUGAGGGGAGGAUCUGCUACCAGGACUUCGUCAACCUGAUGAGCAACAAAAGGUCCAACAGUUUCCGCCAGGCCAUCCUGCAGGGGAACAGGCGGCUGUGCAGCAAGGCCCUGCUGGAGGAGACGGGGCUGAGCCUGUCGCAGAGGCUGAUCCGGCACGUGGCGUACGAGACGCUCCCGCGGGAGAUCGACCGCAAGUGGUACUACGACAGCUACACCUGCUGCCCCCCGCCCUGGUUCAUGAUCACCAUCACUAUCGUGGAGGUUGCCUUUUUUCUUUAUAAUGGAGUGGUCUUAGACAGAUUUGUGCUGCAAGUCAGCCACCCCUUGUACCUGAAGAAUGCAUUACUGUACCACCCCCAGCUUCGGGCCCAGGCGUGGAGGUACCUGACCUACAUAUUCAUGCAUGCAGGGAUAGAACACCUUGGGCUCAAUGUUGUCCUGCAGCUCUUGGUUGGGGUUCCUCUGGAAAUGGUGCACGGAGCUGCGAGGAUCAGUUUUGUGUACGUUGCAGGAGUUGUGGCAGGGUCCCUGGCAGUGUCAGUGGCUGACAUGAGGGCGCCGGUGGUGGGCUCCUCUGGAGGUGUGUAUGCUCUUGUCUCUGCUCACCUGGCCAAUAUUGUGAUGAACUGGUCAGGAAUGAAGUGCCAAUUCAAACUGCUGCGCAUGGCUGUUGCCUUGAUCUGUAUGAGCUUUGAAUUUGGAAGAGCCGUGUGGCUGCGAUUCCACCCCUCCGCUUACCCCCCAUGCCCCCACCCCAGCUUCAUGGCUCACCUGGGAGGGGUGAUGGUUGGAAUCACCCUUGGUGUUAUCAUCCUGAGGAACUAUGAGCAGAGACUCCAAGAUCAGACUUUAUGGUGGAUCUUCCUUUCUAUUUACGUCAUUUUUGUCUUGUUUGCCAUCUUCUGGAAUAUUUUUGCCUACAGUCUGUUGGAUCUAAAGCUACCUCCCCCUCCUUGAAAACAUGGGACAGCAAACUGGAGAGCAGAAGUCAUCUGUCAGCUGUGUUAAAUGAAUGAAGAUGGAGGAUCUAUUUUUGUAUUUAACUUGGGAGGAUGAUUCUUCUGAACACACAAGUGUGCUGGAGGAGGUGCUUAAAGAUCUCAUGAAAGAAUGGGCUGAUCAGUUUGUUCACAAAUCCAGCAGUUUCUGUAACUCUGGCUGGCCGUGCCCUGCAGUUUCUGCCCUGCACCUGGGCACUGACUGCUUGGGUUGUUACCACACAUCAAUAUUUUCUAUGAAAUAUUUGUAUUUUCCAGGUCAGUGCUGGAAUUAUGGCCAAUUGUUCAGUGAAUUUCCUCUGUGUUACUGAACACUAAAAGGGAAAAAGAGCAGACAUUUACUAAUUAGAGAUUCAAAUGGUACUCCAAGGCAGCUUGAGUCUGGUUUCUUUGGACACGUCUGACUGUUCAGCCAUACCAGUGCCACUGUCUAAUUACUUGAAUGGUUCCUAAGGUAUUUUAGCCUCUGCUGAAACUUGUCUUGCACAACUUUCAAAAGAAUCGGCAGAACUUGAUCACACAAAGUGAUGGAGACUGGUCUUCAACCACAGGUCAAAUGAAAUUGCACUAUAAACAUUGUGAAUCUUAGAGUGUUGUGGAUACCCAGCCAGAAGUGACUUUUCCUGAGCAUGUUCCACUUGAUUUUAAUUAAUUAUUCCCCCUUCCCCAGCCUGCUGUGGCUAGAGGGUGUGGCUGGAUUGUUGUGGGUUUUUUUUGUUUUGGGUUUUUUUUGUUUGUUUGUUUGUUUGUUUUUUGAGGUUUUUUUUGAGGGAUGAAGAAAAGGAGGGCAAAUGUUCAUUUGCGGUUUUAUCAGAUGACAAUCAGGUGCUGUUUUCUUCUCAUUUUUUUUUUUCUGACCACACUGACCUAACACCUGGCCUGCAGUGAGCUCCUAGCAAGGAUCUCAACUCUUCCAGCAGGUUCUUACUAGGAAAAUGAGACCAUGAUCACCUCCAGCAGCCCAGGGUGGGAACUAUCCAGUCUUUACAGCCAUACAAUCCAUUUGGGGCCAAGUCCACUGAAGGCAGUGGAGUUAAAUAAGUUUGUAUGUAGCACUGGUUUCCCACUGAAGUGGAGAGGGUGUUAUUUGCUACAGUGAUCAUUGUGAAAUGAAUAAAACUGGUUUUAAUAUGAAUUCUAGAAUUUUGAGGAUGCCUCUUCCUGAGGCUGUGGAUGUUCAGGAGCCCCAGACAACAGUUAGUUGCAGUGAUGCCUUUUUCUUUAAUGUUGGUCAAGCCCAGUUGAGGCAAUCUGUAAGUGGGCUGUGACACAGUUCACACAUUGCCUGCACAGACCUAGGGACCACAUGGGGACAUCUGUAGCACAAGCAGAGCUUAUAGGUACUCUUUACUGUAAGGUGCUUAUUUUACUUGUCAUUUUAGAGAGCUGCCAAAUUACAGUCCAGGAGUGUGGGUGCCCUCCUUUUCUCUAUCCUUUACCCACCUAUUCAAUGGUCUGGACAAAGUAGCCAUAAUAGUCUCUCCAGACAAGCUCCCCUCUUCCUUUUUUCUGUUUCCUGCUGGUGCCCAGGCACAGCCACCAGAGUGUUUCACAGCACAUCCCACGGGCACCGUAGCAGUUGUGUUUGCUCUGUAGAAAAAUGUCUCAGUGUUGUGGGCUUUAUUCCCUCAGCUGUGCUAUCCAUGCUGCCAGAUGAUACCACAAGCUAGUAGGAGCCUGUCCUUCUAGAGGGGACAUCCACAAGUGCUUAUCAGCAGCCCCCUUCUUUGCCUCUUAUUGAAAAAUAACUCUGGGUUGAGGGGUGAAGUCUUCUCCUACCAGAUGCACGCAUAAAACUUCUGUUGCCUCAGAAGGAGGGGUGAGAAAAUAAGUGUUUCUGCAGAUUGGAAUAAGCCUUACCUGCAAAAGAAACAAUUUUGGCACCUUUGUGCACAGAAAUGGGAUUUCUGAGGGCAAUUGCACUUUUGCUGUUCUGCAUGGCCAGCACAUUGCUCAUGGGCCCUCAUUGAGGACCAAGAGGAAGGGAUAAGGGCCAGAGCUCUGAUCAUUUUGGAGAAGGGUUUGGUUCCCUGAGCCAUUUUACCUCUGCAGUUUGGGUCCAGAUCCCAGCAGUCACCAGAGUUCCCAUGGAUUGUUGCAGGUGAUUGUUGCCCAGUGAGUGUCGUAGCUGUGGAUCCCCUGGGAGCAGGCAGGAAGGAGAGUGGGAGCUGGGAGAGCUCUGACAUGGUUAUCAAGUAAGGAGGACAUUCCUUCCCUCACCUAUUGCUGAGCCUUUCUCAUUACAGAUGCCUUGAAAAUACAGGUGACCAGGAAUGGGCAUUCUCCUGAAAUCCUAGGAAAGCUUUUAAAAUUUUGGUAGAAAAUUUCAAUUGCAAAAAACCCCAGAUUAUUUUGCCUAUAAUUUACCAGAGUGCAAUGUGCACCAACUGACUUCUAGUUUUGGUUUCUCAGCUGAGAGCUACUUACUGCCCAUGAGUUUGUUACCAGUAAAGGAUUUGAUGCCUUUCCUGGUGCCUGUGUGUGCUCGAGGUGAAGCAGCAAGAUAAAAGUUCAAGAGCCACCAGUUUCUUGAUCAGCUUGAUCGUGGCCAAAAUGUCUUUACUCAGCUCAGGAGUGGAGGGAGCUGAACAGAGUAAUGCAGACAGCCUUCCUUGAUCCUUUUUCCAUAGAUGAGUGUAGUUUAGUGAACUGGUUGAAAACAGCUCUGAAUUUGAUCUUAUGACUUGUUCUUUUAAACUGUUGUUCAUCUUUCUGACUUCAUUCUGUGUCCCCAUACCCUGCCUGAGCAAGUCUACAAACAACCCUGGGGAUCAGAAAGGCCAGAUUUAAGGCAGUGUUAGAUUUAUGGUAGGUGAAGGAAUGAAACCCUUUCACAUUCCUGUUCAUCAGAGCUGAAAUCUCCUUCCAUACAUGGAGCAGUUUGUGCACAGAGCCUGUUGUCUGCUAAGAAUCAAUCAGCCCACGGAGCCAGAAACAGCACAAGGUGCUUAAACUUUUUAAUUAUUUUUUUAAUAAUUAAAAUUACAGUGUGAAAACUUGCUAUGUUUUUACAGAGUAUCAUAAAUUCCAGUUGUGUUAUUUUCUAACACACUCUGGAGUGCCACAGUGCUGCAGCACCACAGAGCUAACAGCAACCAGGCUUUUCUGUUACCUCCAGAUGUCCUUGAAGCUGCUGCCUCAUGUUGGAGAUGCAGUAUUCUCCAUCCUGCUCAUUUGUGGUUCCAACCUGUCACAGUCAGCAUGUUCCUGAAGGAGCAUCCACUGAGGGACUGGUUUCAGUGAUGUGUUGUAAUUUUAUUUCAGCUACUGCCGGGAUUUUCAGUCAGAUAAAACAUGAAUCUAUUGAAACUUACAACUGUGCAGUGCUGGAGCAGAAGGCAAGGACUGUCCCCAAUGUACAAGUUAGAACAGAGCACCUCGGAGCAAGUUAUUUUAUGCUGUGUCCUUGAGCGAGGACACAGCACCUGGGGAGAAAAGCAGAAGAGCAGCCCUUGGCGUGGUGGAUUUCCCGGGGUGAGUGCAUUGCAGCGGCCCGUGAGGGUGAGGACAGCCGGGGACACCUGCCGGCCGCGGGCAGCAGGGACAGGGCUGCCACAGCCGGGACAGGGACAGGGCUGCCACAGCCGGGACAGGGACAGGGCUGCCACAGCCGGGACAGGGACAGGGCUGCCACAGCAGGGACAGGGACAGGGGAUCCCACAGCCGGGACAGGGGCUGCCACAGCCGGGACAGGGCUGCCAGAGCCGGGACAGGGACAGGGCUGCCAGAGCAGGGACAGGGACUGCCACAGCCGGGACAGGGACAGGGCUGCCAGAGCAGGGACAGGGACAGGGCUGCCACAGCCGGGACAGGGACAGGGCUGCCACAGCAGGGACAGGGACAGGGGCUGCCACAGCCGGGACAAGGGCAAGGGGCUGCCAGAGCCGGGACAGGGGCUCCCACACCGCGGGGAGGAGGAGGAGGAGAGGAGGAGCAGGCAGAUCGAAGUCCACGCAGACUGCAAAUGGCACCUUUUAUUCCUAGACAGGUAAAGAUCAGUGUUACACCCAGCAGUAAUAACACAGACAUGAGGAGGGAGAGAGUUGUCAUGCAGUGAUGGGAGAGGAGGUUUCCAAAAAGGAGGUGUAGCAGUCAUAAAAAUGCUGAUGAAUUUACUUUUGCUGAGUUUUUAAGACAACAUCUUGUGUCACUGUUUUCCUUUCAGUUGAUGAGGAAUCCUAGCACUUACGUGGCAUAUUGUGCUUUUUCACUACUUGCUCCUUUGGCAGUGGGAAGUAUGUUACCAACAGGGAAGGGGAAGCUAGUGAAAUUGUUACUAGAAAUAAAGCUCAGGGAUUCUGCGUCCCAAUACCUUGCUGCUUCUGAUGGAUUUUACUGCCCAUGUGGUUUGGACCAGAUUGGGCCCUUUCAGUUUGAACUUGCUAUGAGGAUGGAAUCUGACAUGUUGAGAGCUGGUACUGACACGACAGCUGACCUCACAAGGCAGCUGCUGUUCUCUGCCAAUAUUUAGUCUCUCAAGAUGGUGGGUAGGACUUUCACACAUCCUUCAGUGAGCAAAGAGCUCAAAGUCUGUUCGCAAAGAUUCAAGCUCAGUGCAAUUGCUUUGGAACACCCAUCCACUGGCGUUGCCCAAAGUGGAACUGGAGAAUGGGGACAUGGCAGUUCAGCACCAGCCCCCUCUGAGGGCAAGCUGGGACUGGAGAGACCAGCCCAACACCUCUGAACAUUGCUGCUCCUCUUACAUGGUGGCUGCUCUGCAGGGCUUUGUGUGGUAGAACUCAAGAUUCCUUCUCUAAUUGUAUAACCAAGAGUUGGUUAUAAAGGAGUGCAGUGUGUUUUGCAGUUCCAUAUAAAAGAAUCACACCUAAGACAGAAACCAAGCUUAUUUAAAGGCAAAUGUAUUUAAUGUCACCACUAAUCAUUGGCUUUUAAUUGGAAAAAGCUUUCUAAUAUGCCAGUAGGAGUACAGAAAAUUUACAUUUCAGGGUACUUUACAGCACAAAGCACAAAAUAUUCCCUAUGAUUUAAGCAGCUAAAGUACCUUAUUUUCAGCAAGCUUGAUAGACACGUUGUCACUGACUCUCUCCUGACUCCCACAGUGUCUGUUCAGUUUGCAAAUAAAGCCAGAUUUAUGCAGCUUUUCUUUUGCUUACACUACUAAUGCUAACAACACAUCCAAGUGUUAAACACAAAGCACUAAACUACAUAAUUUUCUGCCUUAAAAUACUGAACAAAUGGUACUUUCCCUGUGAAGGGCUAGUAAAACAAAAUGAUAUUUGCAAGGUAAGAUGCUAUUGUAUGUUUCCAAAUAUUUUUGUAUUGUGUACAUUCUGUAUAUUUUUGUUGUGACAAUAUUAUUUGAGCGCAGAAUCCAUUAAAUUUUUUUGUGGAUUUGUUUUCUGUUUCUUUUUUUUUUUU
Passer domesticus (house sparrow) is the source of this 7660-nucleotide messenger RNA. It is a transcript of the gene RHBDL3, whose product is annotated as rhomboid like 3. Bases 933 to 2240 code for a protein of 435 amino acids. Gene Ontology annotation, molecular function: calcium ion binding; serine-type endopeptidase activity. Lineage: Eukaryota; Metazoa; Chordata; Aves; Passeriformes; Passeridae. The record is from RefSeq and is a predicted model, not a curated record. The transcript has 11 exons. Gene Ontology annotation, cellular component: membrane.